CGUUAUGUGUCAACCCAGAUUAGGUCAUGCAGUCAACACAGGCGAUGGACGUGUUUCACUGGACCACCAGGAUGCGUUGUUCGUGACCGGCAGUGCGGGAGAGGACUCGCCGAUCAUAGUCGGCGUGUAUGAUGUCGGCAGACUGGAAUACCGCGCCAUCCGAGAACUUAAGGUGGCCUGCAAUGCAAACACGAGGUUUUACGAAGCAGACAACAGAUCAGUGGUCAUGGAAAUUUACGUUAAGUUUUACUUGUUUGACCUUGAAAAAAUGGACGUCAGCAUCGUGUUUCUGGGUCGAAGUGAAGAGUAA
Messenger RNA from Dreissena polymorpha, 310 nucleotides. RefSeq lists its product as uncharacterized. The record is from RefSeq and is a predicted model, not a curated record. The coding region runs from base 5 to 310 and encodes 101 amino acids. The transcript has 4 exons. Lineage: Eukaryota; Metazoa; Mollusca; Bivalvia; Myida; Dreissenidae.